CACGCGCAUGUCAAUAUGAAUACUUAAGGUAUUAAGUAGUAUUAGGGAUCAAACGAACUCAUCUGUAAAUAUAGUGAUAUGGAAAACUUCUUAUAAAUAAAGUCGUCGCUACGUAAUCGUUGUCAGUAUUACCGUUUCUAGACAGUGUAGAUAUAUUUCGAAUAUAUAUGACCUGUCCAAAAAUGGUUAGCAAAUUUGGUGUACUUUGUUUAUUGAUUGCCAGUGUAGCUGCUCAGACUGACGAUCAGUCCUGCACAAGUACCUUGCCAUAUCGAGACCCAACUGACUGUACAAGAUUCUACGUGUGUGCACCAUGGGGACCUCAAGAAAUGCACUGCUCUCCAGGAACAGAAUUCAACGCAGAACUACACGUCUGUGAUUGGCCAUAUAGGGCAGGUUGCAAAGUAACCAGCACUACUGAGUCUUCUCAGAGUACAGAACAUGGAACGAGCGGACAUCCAACGGAACACUCGACUGAACAUGCAGAUCCUGCUAGUGAAGUCACGACUGCAGUGCCAGAAACAUCAGAGAGCUCCACCAAACAUCCGGAACCACCUGUGUAUACUACCACCGAGGUGACAGAGGAGACUAAAAGUCAUAGAGAUACGACAGAAGCUGCAGAAACAACUGAAAAUUCAAUCCCAGAAACAACCCAUCAUUCUGUAACUUCAUCUACAGGAAACGAUGAAGGAUCUGGUGAAAGUGAAGAGAGCUCUGAAGCAAGUGGAGAGGGAUCUGGUAAUAACGAGGAAAAGAAUAACAAUAGCGAUGACGAGCAUGAUGACGACAGCGAGACUCAAGGAGAUACCAAAGAACAUAGUAAAGAACACCACUCUUCAGAAAGCAACAUAAAUGACAAUCACAGUGAAGGUGAUGCUAAAGAAGAUAAAGAUCAUAUUGACGAACAUUCUAAGGAACAUGGGGAAACUUCACAGGAAGAUACCAACGAGCACGAGAAACCUCAUGAGAAUAGUGAAGCUAACGGUCAAUCCUGCACAAGCACCUUACCAUAUCCAGAUCCAACUGACUGUACCAGAUUCUACGUAUGUGCACCAUGGGGAGCUCAAGUGAUGCAGUGUGCCCCCGGAACAGAAUUCAACGCGGAUCUUCAGGUUUGUGAUUGGCCAGAUAAGGCAGGUUGCAAAGUAAUCACUACGACUGACGCUUCAGAGACCACAGCAGAUGAAACGACUGAUUACUCAACAAAACAUGCAGAUACUACUAGUGAUAUCACCACUGCACUACCAGAAACAUCAGCGGGCUCCACUGAGUACACAGAAUCAACUGAGCAUAAUACCAGUAAUGCCACGGGAACAAGCGAAACAAAUGGUGCAACUACAAACGCUGCAGAAACAACAGAACGGUCGGAGCCUAUAACGUCACCAGAGAUAUCAACAGUGUCAGAGACAACUCAUCAUCCCGUAACUACAAUUGCUACGCCAUCUGAAGAAGGGUCUGGAAGAAGUGAAGAGGGAUCUGCAGAAAACAAGGUAGCAAAUAUAGCAUAUAUCUGAAAUUAUCAAUAUUUGUAUACAUGAUUCUCGGUUGCGAAUUAGUUGAAAUACUCACAUGAUCACAGUUCACAUACACCUAGUAGGGGAGCCCACGAUGCUAAAUCGGGAUUUACUCGAGCGCCAUAGAGACCUAUUGGGUUGCGAAGCUUAGAUGAUAAAGAGAAAAAAAUGUCACAUAAUAUAUAUCUUUUCAUCGGUGUCGGUGAGGGGAGUGGCUAUAGAUUUUCGAAAAUGUAAGAAAAAAACAGUUGCCUUGGACAUACUCGACCGCGUCAGAUAUUGAUAUCAUCCAUGCCCUAAAUAUUUUUAAAAAUGUACACAUGAUUGUUUCCAUGAUGGGGGUGGUCAUACAUAAGGGUUGAAAAUGAAAAAAAAAAUUAUCGAGCGCGUCAGAUUUUCUAAGAGGGUGUUCAGUUAACCUAAAAGAAGCUCUUAUACGAUAAUCUGACGAUUUGGAUGUGACGCAAACUCACGGCCAUUAUUAGAAUGUGCAAAAAAAAUUCGUCAUUUUGAAAUACUCAAGCGCGUCAGAUUAAGAUAUAUAUGGUUCGUCUUUAAUCUGACAAUUAAAUUUUUUUAAUUUUUUAAACCAUUGAACUAAAUUAACUGAAAAGCACAAAAAAUUGCAUGCA
Molecule: messenger RNA, 2146 nt
Organism: Acanthoscelides obtectus
Lineage: Eukaryota; Metazoa; Arthropoda; Insecta; Coleoptera; Chrysomelidae
Source: the annotation of a GenBank genome assembly